CAGCAAGUCCCUACCAAAAACAAAUAUAGCUCUCACAACAAAAACAAGAGCCAGCACUCUCUCUCUCUCUCUCUCUAAAACAUGCAGAGGCAAUCACUGGGUUCUCCCUCUUCGAAGCUCGUGAAAGAUGAAUCCCAAUCUUCUUCAAUUUCACCACAAACUGCUCUCUACGGAGAUGAAGAAUGCGAGCUCAAGAAGCUCAAUCCCAAAACCGCCGCGCCUCACUCCUACAUUCACCUCAUUCCUCUUCUCACCCUCCUCUGUUUCCUCAUUCUCUAUCUCUCUUCCCACAACCCCUCUCUCAACGAGUUCAAUGGCGUGAAGACCAUUUCAGACCCUGCUGAAAAUAUAUCGGAAUUGCAAGGAAUAUUGGAGAUUCAGAAAGGGGAUAUAUUGGCCGUGCGGAGCUUGAAGAACUUGAAGCAGGAGGCCAAGCAGCGGCGCCUCCACCGCAAAAUCCCUCAUUUUUAGUUACAACGUUUGGAUUUUGAUUUUGACUACCGUCGGUGGAUAUAAUUUGAGAGCAACAUUAUAUGAAAAGACAAGGGAAAUACUGGUUGUUUAAUAUUGGAAUCUCUUUUCUGCUUACUGAUUGAUGAUCAAUAAUGUGAUCUGUUUUAUUCAUUAGGUGUAACGACAGCAAUAGUUUUAUAAUUGGUCUCAUGAUGUCAAUUUUUCAUUGUUUGAAUUAAGUAAUUAUAUUUAAUCCGGAUUAUAGUAGUACUUCGGAUAAAGUAUUUUAGCUUAGAAAAGUGAAAUUUAUGAUAUGAUAACGUGUCUUUCGGAAGAAGCUGCUGGAAAGAAAUAAAGAAAUAUUCAGAUAA
Molecule: messenger RNA, 824 nt
Organism: Salvia hispanica
Lineage: Eukaryota; Viridiplantae; Streptophyta; Magnoliopsida; Lamiales; Lamiaceae
Source: RefSeq, a predicted model, not a curated record